CCUGGGCGCGCGGCGCCUAGGACGCGCAUUGGCCGAAGCCGGGAGCGAGGCGGGGCUUGGAGGCGGGUUUAAGAGCGCGCCGCAGGUUGGGCCACGCGUGUCCGAGAAGGUUCAAUGGCGUGGCAGGGGCUGGCGGCCGAGUUCCUGCAGGUGCCCGCGGUGACGCGGGCCUACACGGCGGCCUGCGUCCUAACCACGGCUGCUGUGCAGCUGGAGCUCCUCAGCCCCUUCCAGCUCUAUUUCAACCCGCACCUCGUCUUCCGGAAGUUCCAGGUCUGGAGGCUCGUCACCAACUUCCUCUUCUUCGGGCCCCUGGGAUUCAGCUUCUUCUUCAACAUGCUUUUCGUGUUCCGCUACUGCCGCAUGCUGGAGGAGGGCUCCUUCCGCGGCCGCACGGCCGACUUCGUCUUCAUGUUUCUCUUCGGGGGCGUCCUCAUGACCCUGCUGGGGCUCCUGGGCAGCCUGUUCUUCUUGGGCCAGGCCCUCACAGUCAUGCUGGUGUACGUGUGGAGCCGCCGCAACCCCCAAGUGAGGGUCAACUUCUUUGGCCUCCUCACCUUCCAUGCACCAUUCCUGCCCUGGGCGCUCAUGGGUUUCUCGCUGCUGCUGGGCAACUCGAUUCUCGUGGACCUGCUGGGGAUUGCGGUGGGCCACAUUUACUACUUCCUAGAGGAUGUCUUCCCCAACCAGCCUGGAGGCAAGAGGCUGCUGCUGACCCCCCGCUUCCUGAAGCUGCUACUGGAUACCCCACAGGAGGACCCCAAUUACCUGCCCCUCCCGGAGGAGCAGCCAGGACCCCUACAGCAAUGACCCUACCCAGGGCCAGCCCCAGGGCCCUGUUUUCCUGGCCUCUGGCAGGCCUCCAUCCCACCCCUAUCUCCCACUUACAGGGAGAGCAACCUGUCCUGGAGACCGGGCUGGUGUUCAGGGCCAAUUCAAAUAAACAGAAUGACCUGCAUUUCUCUGCCCGCAGCACUGGCUCCCUGCCUUGGCUGGCCACACCCUUCCAUGCUGAGCAGGUGCUGUUGGCCUUGACCUGAGGCCACCAAGCCUGGCCUGCCCUCUCAGGCCAACUGUAGAUGGUAGGAUGGGAGACCCAGAGGGGCUCAAGAACCUGCCCAAGGUUCCCCAGCAGCUUUGAGCUUAUAGAUAAGCUUGGGGUUCUCACUCCAACUUUGCCAGUGCCUCAAUGGAGCUUCAUGCAAAUCCCACCCGCACGAAUUUCUAUUCCCUGCCAGGCAGCAAGGGACUUGCCGAGGCCUCAUUAGCUGGGAUGUCCCUGUCAUGCCAAGCCCAGUCUGCAGCCCUCAGGCUGAUGCCGCAUUUGGCUCUUCCUGUCCCUCAUCAACAACAUGUGGACCUUUACCCCACUUUCUAGCAGUUAAUGGACUUGGCCACGGCUCCAUGGGGUCAGGUGCAGCACAGGGCCAGGAUGGGGUUCUUUGCCCUUCUUGUGACCACAAAGCUUUGAGAAAUUUUUACUGCGACAGAGUUCUACAAAGUUCUCUCCCUGCUGUUUUUAACUGAGGACCAUGGGAGCCUGAUCUGAUCCCUAGCAGGCACCAGACAACAUGGCCAACUUUCCUUAUUGCCCUAGACCCGUCUGAAUUACGGUAUUUUUCCCAGAUGAUCAGCAGCAAACAUAAGGGCUCCUCCAGCCAUAGGUUGUCACGUUCACAGAAAACACAGGUAUUCACCAUGCAGUCUGACCUUAAUUUUGUAGGGAAACCUUGUGGAGUCACAGCUGGCUCUGCAGCAAUGUGGGUCAAGAGUGCUCAAAGUGAGGGCUCAGCCCCUGGGCCUGAUGCACCGGCCCACCCAGAGGGGCUGAGGUGGGAAGGAUUCAUUCCAUCCCAUCAGUUGUAGGGGCACACGACCAAGCAAACCCUUCAGCAAGGGAGCCCAUUUGUCUCCACGGCCAGGGAAGCCCAGGCCUGGAAUCUUCCUCUUUGUUCAAGGCCUCACAUGAAGCCCAACUGUCUCCUAAGUGUGGGCCUCCAGUAAGUUGCACUCCUGGAUGAAGGGCAGGGGGCUUGAGUACAGACUCCCUGGGAGCCAGGAGCUGUCAUGUCCCAGGACAUCAGAGGACCCCCAGCCCAGAGGGCCAGGCGCAUCUACCCUGGCAGUGAAGACCCCAAUUCCUACUCAGAGCUCUGCCCUCGGCCAGUGUGGGACUCAGACUGGGAGCCAGGAGCCUCAUGCCGCUGCCAGGCUCCUGGGGGGCAGAGCAGCCCUGACCUGCAGGGAAGACCUGGCAGCAGCUGAAGGCACCAGCCCAGUGCUGGGUGUCUGGGCCUGUUCUCCCCGGUAAGACUGGCUAUGUGCCCAGUCCACCAGCCAGUGCUCGGCACAGUGAGUAGACCCACACAUGCCACCCUCAUGGAGCCCACAUCCCUUCUGUGGAGUGGGGACACUUCCACGUUAGACAAGAAGCGGUUCAUUGGGGGCAGAGCUGAGAUGAAGCCCAGGGCUAUGCCUUCUUCUCAACACACCAUAUCACCCCACAGCUGGCACCAGGCAGCAUGCUGCUCCACGUGCCUUAUUCCUCACGACUGACCUGACAGAGAGGAGCUGGCCUGGCUCAUGGCACCAGCCAGGGGUGGAGCUGGCCCCAACCACCUGCUGCUGGGAGGUGUGUCAAGAGCGGUGCACAUCGGCCAGGGCUGAAACAGCCAGUCACAGGCCCUCGGGCAUCCCUGCUGGUGAUGCCCCUGGAGCCUCCACAGAGGACACAGCUGUUGCAAGGGGCUCCAGGGAAGCAAUGCUCCU
Molecule: messenger RNA, 2769 nt
Organism: Nyctereutes procyonoides (raccoon dog)
Lineage: Eukaryota; Metazoa; Chordata; Mammalia; Carnivora; Canidae
Gene: DERL3
Product: derlin 3
Exons: 7
Coding region: 115-810 (231 amino acids)
Biological process (GO): endoplasmic reticulum unfolded protein response
Cellular component (GO): endoplasmic reticulum membrane; Hrd1p ubiquitin ligase ERAD-L complex
Molecular function (GO): misfolded protein binding; ubiquitin-specific protease binding
Source: RefSeq, a predicted model, not a curated record